Drosophila miranda is the source of this 753-nucleotide messenger RNA. RefSeq names its product probable mitochondrial import inner membrane translocase subunit Tim17 1 (gene Tim17b1). Gene Ontology annotation, cellular component: mitochondrial inner membrane; TIM23 mitochondrial import inner membrane translocase complex. The record is from RefSeq and is a predicted model, not a curated record. Gene Ontology annotation, molecular function: transmembrane protein transporter activity. The transcript is spliced from 2 exons. The coding region runs from base 86 to 604 and encodes 172 amino acids. Gene Ontology annotation, biological process: protein import into mitochondrial matrix. NCBI's taxonomy places the organism in Eukaryota, Metazoa, Arthropoda, Insecta, Diptera, Drosophilidae.
UUUGCUUUCAGAAUCUAUACUCGUUCUUUGAUACUCUUUCACUUCCGAAACAGUAAGCCGAAUAAACGAUAAAGAUCCCCGUACAAUGGAACGCGAACCGUGCCCCUUUCGCUUGCUGGAGGACUGCGGCGGUGCCUUCGCCAUAGGCGCCUUGGGCGGGGGCCUGUUCCAGUAUCUGAAGGGGUUCAGGAAUGCUCCGACUGGAAUGCGUCGCGGGCUCUACGGCGGAUUGGAUUCCAUGAAAAUGAAGACACCCGCAAUUGCUGGCAACUUUGCCGUUUGGGCCGCCACCUACAGCACGGUGCACUGUGCGAUGGUCUUCUUAAGGCAGCGGGAGGACGCCUGGAACUCGCUCUUCAGUGGAGCGGCCACUGGCGGGAUACUCGCGGCCAGACAAGGUCUCAAGGGUAUGAUGAGCAGUGCCUUGGUUGGUGGCGUUCUAGUGGGUCUGACAGAGGGCAUCACUAUUCUUAUGACCCACCAAUCGGCGGACCAAUUCCGCCAGUUCUCGUCUCGGGAUCGCACAACUGAGAUUCUCCAGCAGAAGACUAGCUAUUCCGAUUUGUGCACUAAUUUUACGGAGGGCAAUCCUUCGUCUGUUUAGAAUCUACACACACUUCUGCGUGAUCCAGCGAUCCGUCGAUCCCUCCGAUCCUCGAUCGAUAGUUCGAUUCUUGCAUACAAAUUUGUAUUUUAGAUUAUUUUGAUUGUUCGUUUCCAUUUGAAUUAAAAUUCAUUUGUCGUGCAUCGCAA